AUGAUUGUGUCAACGAACAAUCCGUUGGCCGCAGCGGCUAUCUCCGCGGUGCUCGGCCUAACGCCACUAAAGCCCUCUGCUGCUCCAACCGCAUCUCUCGACUUUGUCAAAAUCUAUUCGUCUGUCAUUCCAAGCAUCGGUGGACCAUCGCAUCAAUUAUCUGCCAUCUGUGGACACUAUAUCCAAUGCAAAGACGGUACCCGAGCUGAUCGACAAGUGCGUAUUAUUCUCUCUACUGGUAAAGCAUUCGAGCUCGAUCUAAUCUUCGGCGAGUCCGUUCCUCAAUUAAAAAAUAGAAUUCAAAAUCAAGAAGGUAUCGACGUACGUUGCCAAGUCAUUCUCAAAGGUGACAAAGUACUUACCGAUGACGAGUUAAUUGCUGACUGCCUCAAGGGUUGGCAUGAACCGCUGAAUGUCAAAAUUAUGCUGGCGGGUCCCCUUGCUCUUGACAAUAUGACACUGGCGCCUGAAUUCGAUUAUGAUUUCACCGACAUUGUCGAUAAGGGUACUUUGUUCACCCGCGGUAAUCACCCGUAUGAGCGGCCAUGCGGUAGCAAGCGAAUUGCGCUCAACGUGGCAGGAAGGUAUGGUUCUAAUGAUCGGUGGCUAGGCAUGACAGGCACCGAUUCGGAAGAAUGGCCCGUGUCAUACCAUGGCACGGGAAAGCACAAUGCAAUGAACAUCGCCGAGGAAGGCUUUAAACUCAGUAAAUGUAAGCGAUUCCUAUACGGAAGAGGCAUUUAUUCUACGCCCGAACUCGACGUGGCCAAGGGCUAUGCGACCGAAUUCGAAUAUGAAGGACAACGUUACUAUGUUCUGUUGCAGAAUCGAGUCAAUCCAAAAUAUCUCAAAGUGAUUAGCGACGAUGAGACAGGUGUUGGCACUUACUGGGUUAGCAGCAAGGGACCAGACGAUAGUGAUAAUGAUAUGGCCGAUCUUAUUCGACCCUAUGGUCUCUGCAUAUUCCAAGCUUUUCGAACGAAACCAACCUGUUGCUUACAGUGA
Molecule: messenger RNA, 1005 nt
Organism: Didymodactylos carnosus
Lineage: Eukaryota; Metazoa; Rotifera; Eurotatoria; Philodinida; Philodinidae
Source: the annotation of a GenBank genome assembly